Messenger RNA from Ahaetulla prasina, 3022 nucleotides. RefSeq names its product rhomboid domain containing 3 (gene RHBDD3). Gene Ontology annotation, molecular function: protein binding; serine-type endopeptidase activity. The transcript is spliced from 7 exons. Lineage: Eukaryota; Metazoa; Chordata; Lepidosauria; Squamata; Colubridae. The record is from RefSeq and is a predicted model, not a curated record. The coding region runs from base 616 to 2109 and encodes 497 amino acids.
UAAUUCAAUUGCAGAGGUUUUGAAUUGCAGGCUGUGUGUGUGUGUAUGUGACUCAGAGGCAGCAUGGCAAAACAGACAAGAACCCAAAUCCACCGAAGUUCCGUUUUUGUUUUUUGUUUUAAUUCCAGUUUUCUAAGGAAUUCCUCCUUCCCAGGCUGUUCCCUGCGGCAGGCAAACGUGGGGAAUUCCAAAAAAAAAAAAAAAAAGAAUAGAAUAGAAUAGAAUAGAAUAGAAUAGAAUUUUUUUAUUGGCCAAGUGUGAUUGGACACAUAAGGAAUUUGUCUUGGUGCAUAUGCUCUCAGUGUACAUAAAAGAAAAGAUACCUUCGUCAAGGUACAACAUUUACAACACAAUUGAUGGUCAAUAUAUCAAUAUAAAUCAUAAGGAUUGCCAGCAACAAAGUUACAGUCAUACAAUCAUAAGUGGAAAGAGAUUGGUGAUGGAAACUAUGAGAAGAUUAAUAGUAGUGCAGAUUCAGUAAAUAGUUUGACAGUGUUGAGGGAAUUAUUUGUUUAGCAGAGUGAUGGCCUUCGGGAAAAAACUGUUCUUGUGUCUAGUUGUUCUGGUGUGCAGUGCUCUAUAGCGUCGUUUUGAGGGUAGGAGUUGAAACAGUUUAUGUCCAGGAUGCGAGGGGUCUGCAAAUAUUUUCACGGCCCUCUUCUUGAUUCGUGCAGUAUACAGGUCCUCAAUGGAAGGCAAGUUGGUAGCAAUUAUUUUUUCUGCAGUUCUAAUUAUCCUCUGAAGUCUGUGUUUUUCUUGUUGGGUUGCAGAACCGAACCAGACAGUUAUAGAGGUGCAAAUGACAGACUCAAUAAUUCCUCUGUAGAAAGGCAUUGCCUUUCACGUUUUAUGGCGAGUCCUCGAUUUAACGGCCACGGUGGGGGCCCAGCCUUUCCGUUGCUAAGCAAGACAUCGGUGGAGACACAGAAGAUACCUGAGCAAGGUCCUUCAUCCUUCCGUGGGGGUAUGUUCACCGCAAGGUUGAGGUGCGUCCGACGUCUCCCCAUCGCUUCCUCCGUCUUGAUGCUGCUGCUCGCUGUCUUCUGGGUGACCGGCGUGGGAGAACAUUUGGUCUUAUCCCCCAGCUUGCUAAGUAGCCCUUUGCAAGCCUUCCGCCUGGUGACGUACUGCCUGGGCCAUGCCAACGGCCCCCUCCUGGCCGCCAGCUUGCUCUUCUUCCCACUGCUAAGCUGGCACCUGGAGCUGCAGCAAGGGGCCCUUGGCUAUCUCCGGACCAACACGGUCUCUGCUGCCGUCUCAGCCCUGCUCUACGUGUUCCUGGCUGGACUCUGGGGCGUUGAACCCCAGGCCACCGUCAGCGGCUACAUCCCUGUCCACCUGGCUCUGCUGGGCUGCCACGGAAAGCGUUCGGGGUGGCUGUCUGUGGCUCUGCUGGCCGGAUUACUGUUCGGCCUCGGGGAGAUCCUGUCCCCGCGUUCUCCCUUCCUCCUGAACGUCUCCGGGUUGCUCACGGGACUACUAGCCUACGGUGCUGGUCGCUCGUCGAAGAGGCGCCUGGCAAGGCUGCGAAAGAAGAUUUCUGACUGGAGCCACCUCAGAAGAGUUUUUGCUCACUCCAUCAGGCCCUUCGCCUCCGGCACCCUCUCAACUCCGGACAUACAAGAAAGAAUUCCUGCACAGGAGACGUUUCCACCCGACCUGGCCGGGAUGAUUGCCAUCCAAAUUCCGCCCCCUCCUCCAUCUUGGACCGACGAAAGGAUAACCCAGGAGUCCCAGCUGCCGUUUCCUCCUACGUCCCAGCACCCGUUCUCAGAUCCCCACCAGGCUUUGGGCUCCCCUUACUUCCCUCUCCCAAAUUUCCCGACGGAGGAAGAGCUGAUACAAGCGGGAAUCCUGGCCUCUCUGCAAGACCAAAAGGAAGAAGAAGUGAAGCUGCUCAAAUCUUCCGUCUCUUCCCUCCGGCUCCAGCAGCUGCAGAAGAUGGGCUUCUCAACGGAAGAGGCCGUGAUCGCCCUGGCAGCCACCGGCCACGUGGAAGGAGCCGUCUCUCUACUGAUCGGAGGCCACGUGGGGGACCAAGCCGUGGUGACGGCCGAGACCCGCUCAGCGCCUCCUCCCACGCAACCUCGGUCAAUCCCCAACCCAUGAGACGGCAUGCGGGCAGAACGAGAGCGGCCACGAAGGCCACAAGAUAAGAGGGCCGCGUGGCAGAAUCGAACCUGGUUUUAGCAAGAAGACGAAAAGGCUGCAGAGACGGGCUUCAAACUCUCCGGGGAGAGACGCCACGGGUGAUGCUUUUUCCGGCCCAGAUUUGUCUGUUUGCAAUUUCCUUUUUUCCACUCUGGACGUGAAUAAAUGGAACAAAAUGGGGAAAAAAAACAACAACAACCCCACCCCGAAGUUGCAUGCAAAACUGCAGGAACCCUGACCAGGAGGCUCCGUGGCUAAGACACACUUAAGCUUGUCGAUCAGAAAGGUCGGCGGGUUCGAAUCCCUAGCACAGGUCUCCUGUGUCAGCAAGGGGUUGGACUAGAUGACCUCCAAGGUACCUUCCAAAUCUGUUACUGUCAUUCAAACCCAAUGCAGUUUUUGCCCAGCAUCUCUCCCCCACCCCCCCGGCCCCCACUUCUAGAGCAGCGGCUCCCAACUCUACACUUCUUAAACCAGGGACCAGUUUCAAAACUGGAAGGUAAGAAAUGAACCCACAGGGAUCCCAAGGGGAAGAAUUCAGGAAAACACGUUUUCCUCAUUUUAGGCGCGCCAGGAUACCGUUCGUUGUUUUUUUUAAAGACGCAGACCGGGCAGAUGGAGGCACACAGAGGCACAAAGGCUGUUCUUUAAACAGAAGAAAAUAUAUAUAUUUCCACCCCCCCCCUCCUCUUCGAAAUUGUUGACCGAUGCUGCGAAGGAGAAGCCAGCAACCCUCACCUUCGCCACCGUCCCUCCCCAACGAAUCUUCCCCCCACACCGCACCCAAAAAAAAAACCAAACCCAAUAAAGGAAGAAAUAUACAAAUUUCAAAAAGUUGGGAUCAUCAAUAAAGACUCCCGUCUUAAUCCCA